AUGGAGAGCGUAUCAGAUCAGGAUACUUACCUGUCCCCUCAGCAAAUUGGGGAGCACUCCUGGAAUGCAGAGGCGGAAUUCAAAUCAUGUAUCUUCCCAGUCCUCGACGGUGACACGUCAAACGUACCCCACGCUGUGUCGCAAGAUAUUACUAUCUACAGCCUGCAAAAGGUCAGAGCCUUCUGCGAUAGUAAUGGGACCGACCUGACUUCUCUACUCAUCGCCGCGUGGUCUAUUGUUCUCCACCGGUUUUCUGAAAUGGAAACGCUUUACUUCGGUCUUAGUUUGCCAGGUGCGAGAAUUGGCAUGACGACUUGUGUUCCUGACAACGUACAAUUGCUUGCGGUGACAGUAAACCCCCACGCCCCCAUCAGAGAGUUACUUAAAUGCAACAGCAGUGUAUAUGCUCUGGACCUUGAUGCAAGCCGCAUUCACUUCAACACUGGCGUUGAAAUCCGGAAGAACAGUACAGGAGGGCCACUGCAGCUGAAGCUGAAUGACAGAUUCAGCGUUUUAGAUGGUCAGGCCCGGCGAUAUGACUUGUUGCUUAUCAUGGAGAUACGUGGCGAUCAGGUGCACAUGCAGCUAGAAUACAGCACUUCAGCCCUUUCCCACUGGCAAGGAAGAAGCAUAGCGGGCUCUGUAGCACAGGCAAUUCAGUGCUUUUUCCGGAAUCCAAGUCAGAUAGUACGGAAUGUCGACCUGGUCGAUCAGCAGAGUCGGCAUGAUAUAUCGAAAUGGAAUAGCCAAAAUUUGGCCACUUCUUAUCAUCGCUCAAUAACGGAAAUAAUCGAUGGAAGAUCGCGUGCUCAGCCAGACGCACCAGCGAUUUGCUCCUGGGACGGUCAGAUGACAUAUGCCCAGCUGGAGAAGCUUUCCACCAAAUUGGCAGUGCAUUUGCAAAAAGCGGGGAUUGGAGCUAAUGUGAUGGUGCCUCUUUGCUUCGAGAAAUCUAUUUGGGCAAUUGUGGCAACACUGGCUGUGCUCAAGGCGGGAGCAGCAUUUGUUCCAAUGGAUGCUUCCAACCCGGUGGCGCGUCUGCAGCAAGUCAUUUCGCAAACGCAUGCGACAUCUAUCUUGGUAUCGGAACAAUAUGCGACGUUGCUUACCGGGACCGCAGACCACAUACUCACCGUCUCUGGUUCCUUCAUGGGGAACCUGCAGGAUACCGACUCACUUGCACAUACCCACGCCCAACCACACCAUAUAGCAUAUGUGCUCUUUACGUCGGGCAGUACUGGGAGCCCGAAAGGAUGUGUAGUCGAGCAUCAGGCUUUAGCUGCCAUCGCAAAUCACGCAGCAGCAUUACAGAUCAGCUCUGGGUGUCGGGUGCUACAAUUUGCGUCGUACAGCUUUGGCAUUUCGUUGGUCGAGAUAUUCUGCACACUAGUCGCGGGAGGGGUGGUUUGUAUUCCUUCUGAAACUGAGCGCAUCAAUGACCCCUCGGGAGCAGUGCGUCGCAUGUCGGUCGAUUGGGCUCUACUGACUCCUUCGGUGGUCAAUUUGCUCGAUCCUCGGAGUGUGCCCACGCUGAGAACGUUGGCGGUGGCCGGCGAACCCUUAAACAAGCGCAUUGUCGAGAGUUGGGCGGGGUUGGUCCGUCUAACGCCGGUGUACGGGCUGACGGAAUGGGCAGGAAUAUGUACAGUCCAGCCGCAGAUGACACCGACCAUGAACGUCAAAAACAUCGGCUCGUCGCCCAGUGCAAACCUCUGGCUGGUCAAUCCGGAGAAUUAUGAACGGCUCGCUCCAAUCGGAGCUAUUGCUGAGCUGCUCAUCGAAGGCCCUUGUCUGGCACGAGGUUACCUCGGUGAUUCUGAGCGAACAGCUACAGCGUUCAUAACGGAUCCGCCUUGGCUGCAUUUCUUCCGACAUAAAUUGCCGUCUACGCUCUAUUGCACAGGCGACAUCGUCCGGUAUGGCCCUGACGGGACCAUCAACUAUGUCGGACGCAAGGGCCUGCAGACCAAGAUUCGAGGCCAGCGGGUUGAGCUCGGAGAGGUGGAAUACCACGUUUGCCGCCACUUCCGCGAUGCCACCAAGGCCAUUGCCGAAGUUGUGGUCCCAGCGGGAGGGAAAGGGAAAGCCCGCGAGUGCCAGCAGAUUCUCGGAGAUUCCGGCUCUGGUCUAAUCCUCGAUGAUUCCGAUCAGAUAUUCCGACUCAAUGCUGCGACGACGGAUUCCACCAUCCGUAGUCUCUUACCCGAUUAUAUGGUUCCACAGGCUUAUAUCCCUUUGAAAUAUGUACCAUUGACCGUAACCGGGAAAAUUAACCGCCGCACGCUGAGGGAAACUGCAGGUAGACUGUCUUAUGAAGACUUGAUCUCAUUUACCGACACCAGAAUCCAGAAAGUGAAACCUGACUCGGGCAUUGAAAAGCUUCUCCAUGAGCUGGUCUCACAGACUCUCAGUCUGCGAUCUGAUGUUUUUGGCGUGAAUGAGAGCUUCUUCCGACUUGGAGGCGACUCCAUCAGGGCGAUGGAUUUGGCGGCUCGAUGCCGGGCUAAAAAUAUAUCAAUCACUGUGCAGGAUAUCUUCCGUGAGAAAACAAUCGCCCGUCUAUCCCUGUGCGCAGAUAUGGAGGAAACAAACCUGCCAACACAGUUCAACGAUGAUACUGAGGCAGCGUUUCCUCUAUCCCCAGCCCAGCAGAACAUGAUUCAUGCAAUAUCCAGAGGCCAAUGUCAAUCUACCCAGGCAAUUUGUCUUCAACUGGAGAGGUAUACUUCUUUUGAAUUAAUGGAGACCACAAUCUACGAGGUUGUCCAACGCCACCCAAUGCUGCGCGCCCGUUUUGCCCAGGACCAUAAGGGUUACUGGACUCAGAAAGUUGUUCACGAACUUCGAGAAGCAUAUGGUUACAGCAACCGCACUGCAACAAGCAAAGAAACCGUGUCCGACAUCACGGCCUCCGCUCAGCAAGUUCUGGAUAUUGAAAAGGGCCCUGUCUUUGCUGCUUUAUAUAUCUGCGCUGACGGAGGUAGUCAGUUUCUGGUGCUUUUCGCCCAUGAAUUAGUGGUGGACCAGACUUCGUGGAAAAUCAUUCUGGCAGAUAUUGAACACCUUCUGAGCGGAGGCAUCCUGUCAAACAGGCCAAUACCCCAGCCUUUUGGGGAAUGGUGCUGUACGGAGGUGCAAAACAAUCGUGCUCAUCACGUUGUUUCCCGCCAGGCUAUGGCUUCAAAAGUAGCAGAUUCAGCAGUGGACGAUUCUCUGGCCGCUCACAAGUGCCGUACGACUGGGAGCGACUUCACGAUACCUCCAAUGAUUUCGCACUGGAUUCUCACCAAAGCGAGCGGAAUUCUCCAGGUGGAGCCCUUUGAAAUCUUUCAAGCUUUGGUACUCCAUUCCUUUGCACGGAAUUUUGAAAGUCGAGAGCUGCCUAUGACAAUAGCUCAAAUAGAUGGACGCGAGUUGUACCGCUGCUCUGGUGGUGAUUACUCAUGGACUGUUGGUCAUUUUAAUACGCUUUUGCAAGUACAAGUGCCCUCUCAUGGGCAACCCGAUCUUCUAGACUUUCUACGCCAGACGAAGGAGAGCUGCCGACAGGACCACAGCAGAGGGGACACACCGCCUGCAGUCAACGGGGACGCGGUAUUGUCGAGAAAAAAGCCAAUAAUACUUUUCACCUUCGCCACACCUACGCAGUGGCAGGAAGCGCGUGGCAGUACACUGUGGCAACAGGUGUCUUUCCAGGCUCUAGAGUGGCCGCGGUACAUCCAUGAUACCCUGCCUCCCGCAUCCAUGGCGGUUAAUGUUUCCGUUAUCAAUGAUGUCCUGCAAGUCUCUUUUAGUCGCAGCGACAUACUGUCUGAUACAGAACUUCAGGGAUGGGCCCAUGAAUGCGAGCAAUCUGUAGACGAGUUUGUGGAAAUACUACGGCAGGGGAAGCCUAUUCUCACCCCCAGAGAUUUUCCGCUUCUCGAGAUAAGCGUCGCUGACCUUGACUACCUCCUGAAUCACCGCCUGCCAGUAAUCGGUCUUGAUCAGAAAGAUCUGGAAACGGCGUAUCCAUGUUCGCCCAUUCAGCAAGGAAUGCUGCUGAGCCAGGCACGCCAGCCUCAAUCCUAUCAGUUAUUCUUUAUUUGGGAGGUCACUGCUGUAGGUAACACUCCUAAAUUCAAUAGUGAUAGGCUCAGGGCUGCCUGGGUGCAACUGACCCAUCGCCAUUCCGUCCUGAGGUCAAUCUUUGUGGAAAGGGUUUCAAAACACUCAUUCAUACAGGUGGUUUUGAAGGCUGGCGCAGUGCAGACAGCACUAAUACGAUCCGCUGAUGCUGAUGUAUAUGGUUCCCUCUACGCAAACCGGCAGAUCCGAGAACAGGGGCGAGAGUCGCUACCACGAUUCACAGUCUGUGAGACGAACAGCGACAGAGUCUUCUGUGCUCUGGAAAUUAGCCACGUGCUUACUGAUGCCACCUCAAUAGCCAUUUUGCAACGUGACCUGACUCUAGCAUACGACGACCAGCUCCCCAUCUGCGGGGGAGCAAGCUACGGAGACUACAUCGCAUUUUUGCAAAAUGCAUGUGAAGCUCCUGCCAUCGAGUAUUGGAGGAAGUAUCUAGGUGGCUGUGGCCCCUGCCUAUUCCCGCGGCUGCGCAACGCCUCAUUAUCUUCUGGCGACGCCACGGAACUGCAACGAACCCAUGUGCCACUGAAAAACGUAUCUAGGAUCUACGAUUUCUGCGCUGAUACAGGGUUCACAGUAUCGAAUGUCUUUCAGCUUGCUUGGGGACUGGUACUGCGAGCUUACACAGGGCUAAACUCGGUGUGCUUUGGUUACCUCGUGUCGGGGCGAGGAGCUCCGGUAUCUGGAAUAGGAGACGCCGUGGGCCCAUAUAUCAACAUGUUAAUCUGUGGUUUGGAUUUCAAUGAAUUCAGGACACCCUUGGAGAUACUGAGUAAGCUCCAAGUGGACUUUGCAGCGGGGUUGACUUACCAGCACUUCUCGUUAUCCGACCUUUUUCACUCAAUGAACCUCGCAGAAAAGUCGAUGUUCAACACAUGUAUGACUUUCUCCUCGGAGAGAGCUGAAGACAAAGAUUUGGGAGAAAGAAGUCUGGUGCUUCGAGAGAUGGAAUCUUACCUGCCGAGCGAGUACGAUAUCAUGAUCGAGUGUAGAACAAAAGGCCGACAAUUUACAGCGGCGCUGCGUUACAAGACGGCGACCCUAUCGGAGAGACAAGCCACGGAAGUAGCACACACUUUGUACCAAGCAGUGUGCGGUAUUCUGGAGGGCGAAGACAUCGGCCGAGUAUCACUGUUAAGUGAAUUAGACAAAAAGCAGCUAAGAGUGUGGAAUGGAGAGGUGCCAGAGCGGACAGAGCGGUGUGUGCACGAGCUGAUUGAGGAACGGUGCCGGUCCCAGCCGGCGGCGCCGGCAGUGUGCGCGUGGGAUGGUGACCUAACAUAUGGCGAGCUGGAUGCACUGUCUUCGGCACUUGCAGCGCAUCUAGUAGAGCGUGGGGUCGGACCCGAAGUGUUCGUGCCACUAUGCUUUGAAAAGUCACGGUGGACAACAGUGGCAAUGCUUGGUGUGAUAAAGGCGGGUGGCGCAUUUGUGUUGUUGGACCUAUCGCAUCCGCAGGCGCGGCUUCGGACGAUCUGCCGAGACGUGUCGGCUAAAUUGAUUGUGGCAUCAUUGCACAACAAGGCUAUGGCGGCAGACCUGGCAGUCAAGCAGGCAGCACAGGUGGUAGUGGUAGGCGACCACGAGACGGCAUGGCAGAAGGAUAUCACCAGCUGUGCGGUGUCUGCAGUGGCGCCCGACAAUGCACUUUACGCCGUCUUCACCUCCGGCUCCACUGGCUCCCCUAAAGGAGCCGUCAUCCCCCAUAGUGCUUACACCACGAGUGCACUGUCCCACGGUCAACGUCUGUCCCUGUCCAGCCAAUCCAGAGUGCUUCAGUUUGUUUCGUACGGAUUUGACGUCAGUAUUGCUGACUCGUUAACCACUUUAAUUUUUGGCGCGGCAAUUUGUGUUCCCUCUGAGACAGAACGAAGAAAUGACCUGGCCAUGGCGAUCACGAACUACCAGGUGAACUGGGCUCAUCUUACCCCGUCGCUGAUCAAAAUUCUAGAACCAGAAAAUGUGCCGAGCUUACAAACCCUGGCUCUGAUAGGGGAGCAGAUGUCGAAGGCAGACGUUGAGGUAUGGGCUUCCCAGGUACAACUGAUAAAUUCCUACGGGCCAGCAGAAUGCAGUGUCGUCGGUACUGCACUAUCAAACAUGAAAUCGGGUACGGACCCUCAGAACAUUGGGUACGCAACAGGCUGUGUGCCCUGGGUAGUAGACAUGCAAAGCCAUGAGAGGUUAGUCCCGAUUGGAGCCGUUGGUGAGCUGCUCAUUGAGGGCCCGAUUGUUGGUCGUGGGUACCUCAAUGACCCAGAGCGGACAAAGGCGGUAUUUAUCGACCCGCCGGCCUGGCUGCACCAGUUCCGUAAAAGGGACGUCAGCGGACAGUUAUAUAAGACAGGCGACCUGGUACGAUAUGCGGAGGAUGGCUCGCUGCGCUUCAUUGGGCGUAAGGACACGCAGGUCAAGCUUCGCGGCCAGCGCAUCGAGCUCGGUGAAGUGGAGCACCACGUGCAGCGGUGCUUCCCGCAGGCACGCAAUGUGGUGGCUGAGGUAGUCAAGCCAACAGAAGCAGGGCGGCCACCACUACUAGUGGCAUUUGUCCAGACAGAUAAACUGCGCCAAGGACUGCCAGAUCAGACAAUCACUAAUAGUAAUUUAGAAGAUGUUCUGGCUGCACCUACUGAUGCCUUUCGCGCGGAUAUCACUACUGCCAAGGCUAACCUGUUUGAUGCCGUGCCAGCCUAUAUGGUGCCAGAGCUUUUCAUUCCCUUGAUAGCUGUGCCGCUGACAGCUACCGGUAAAACUGAUCGUCGCCGACUGCGAGACCAGGCAGCCAGCCUAUCUCGAGCGGAUUUCGAGCUGUACCAUGACGACGCAGCGGCUAAGCGCGCCCCCGCCACCCCAACAGAGCGGACGCUGCAGCAGCUCUGGGCGCAGGUGUUAGAUGUCGCGCCCCAUACUAUCGGUGCGGACGAUAACUUCUUCCGCCUCGGCGGGGACUCCAUCUCGGCGAUGAAGCUUGUUGGCGCUCUCCGCGAGGGAAGUCUUGCACUUACCGUGGCCGAUGUGUUUUACCACCCGAGGCUGUCAGAUUUGGCACAUGUUGCCCAGUCGGCGUUGAGGACACCCUCGCACAUCUCCGAUCUUCCGUCCCCGUUUUCUCUAUUAGAACACGGUGGCGUGCACGAUGCUGUCGUUCAACUGGCCAUCGACCAAUGCCAGGUAUCUCGCGACCAGAUUACUGACAUUUACCCUUGCACCGCCUUGCAAGAGGGUCUUAUUGCCCUUACAGCCAAGACAUCGAGGGCCUAUAUUGCUCAUUUCUCCUAUCGUAUCCCGAAUGACAUCGACCUAGUUCACUUCCGAGCUGCCUGGAAUGCGGUGGCAAUCGCCAAUCCUAUUCUCCAUACGAGGAUCAUCUCACGCGACCCGCUGGGAAGCUUCCAGGCAGUUGUGCCGGGCGAGCUUCCGUGGAUGCUCUACGACGACGAGGAAGCGUAUAAAGCCGAAGCCGCAUCAUUAUUCGGGCUGGGUGAACCCCUGGUCCGGGCGACUGUCGUCUCGAGCCGAAGCUCGAAGAAGGGACCACGGUUCAUCCUCACGAUGCAUCACGCUUUAUAUGAUGCCUGGUCUCUGCCACUGCUUCUGGUACAAGCCGCAGCGGCCAUCCGGGGCGACCUGUUGAAACCCCGACCUUUCAGCCCGUUUAUAGCGUACCUCUGCAACUCCAAAACUGAUUCAGAGGGCUUCUGGCGGUCACAAUUCACUCAGCUGCAAGCUUCAUGUUUCCCACCGCUCCCGUCGCCGAUGUACACUCCGAAUCCAACCAUGUCCGCCACACAUACGAUAAGCUUACCUCACGGCCCGGUGGACGGUUUCACAGUGUCCACCAAGCUCCGGUUAGCCUGGGCUUUGACCGUUUCACAGUAUUCCAAUACAAGCGACGUCGUUUUUGGCCUGACUGUCACGGGCCGUGGGGUGCCGGUGGAGGGCAUUGGGCAGAUGACUGGACCGACCAUCGCCACUGUCCCUCUCCGCGUCCAGCUGGACCAGGAUACCACGGUCACCCAAGCACUUCAACGGGUACAAGAUCAAUCAAUCGAGAUGCUGGCAUUUGAGCAGGCUGGCCUGCAGAAUAUCCGCCGUUUGAGCGACGAGGCGGCCGCCGCCUGCCAGUUCCAAAACCUCCUGGUCAUCCAGGCGAGCCGACGAGAUGACAUACCAGACCUGUUUACGGAAGCGGAUGUCCUCGCCGAGCAAGACGCAUUCACUACCUACGCACUAACCCUACUGUGUAAAUCCGAGAGCGGCUCGGUGAGCAUACAAGCGACAUAUGAUCCGCAGACAAUUACGACCACAGAAGUGCAGCGAAUGCUUUACCAACUGGCGCAUGUGAUGAGACAGAUUUAUCAGCAGCCGAACAAGGUAAUCAGAGAUCUGAGCAAGAUAAGCCGCGAGGAUUGGAGGCAACUGAAGGAGUGGAAUCGAGAUGUGCCAGAGCGGAUGGAGCGGUGCGUGCACCAGCUGGUUGAGGAACGGUGCCAAGCCCAGCCAGCGGCGCCGGCAGUGUGCGCGUGGGAUGGUGACCUAACAUAUGGCGAGCUGGAUGCACUGUCUUCGGCACUUGCAGCGCAUCUAGUCGAGCGUGGGGUCGGACCCGAAGUGUUCGUGCCACUAUGCUUUGAAAAGUCGCGGUGGACGAUAGUGGCAAUGCUUGGGGUAGUAAAGGCGGGCGGCGCGUUUGUGUUGUUGGACCCAUCGCACCCGCAGGCGCGGCUGCGGGCGAUCUGCCGAGAUGUGUCGGCCGAGCUAAUCAUAGCAUCGACGCACAACAAAGAAAUGGCGGCGCAUCUGGUGGCGGACCGUCUAGGAACUGUGGUGUCUGUUGGGGUUAGUGACACUACAUGGCGAGACAGGAGCAGCCUAUCUAUCCCAUCUUCUGUCAGCCCAGAGAACGCGCUCUAUGCCGUGUUUACGUCUGGCUCCACUGGGACUCCUAAAGGACUGGUUAUCCCACAUGCUAGCUUUUGUUCUAGCAUGCUACCAUAUAUGGACGCUCUCCGCCUUACAAAUCAAUCGCGUGUUCUCCAGUUCUCGUCAUACGCCUUUGAUAUCAGCAUUAUGGAUGUUUUCAUGUCACUGGUGGCUGGCGCAUGUGUCUGCAUGCCCUUUGAAUCCUCCCAGCAGACUGAUAUCAACGCCGCCAUAGAGGCAUACCAGAUCAGUUGUGCUAACAUUACUCCAUCCUUGUUGAGCACAUUGACACAUGAGAGCCUUCAGAUAUUACAAACAGUGGCUGUUGGGGGUGAAACUGUCUCCGCUGCUGCGAUGAAAAACUGCAGUCCACAUGUUCACCUAAUAAAUGCCUAUGGACCUGCUGAAUGUUCUGUGUCGGCCACCGUUCAGACAUCCUUGUCUGAACACUCAGAUCGGGGGAAUAUUGGCUAUGCGAUAGGAUGUACAUGUUGGGUGGUAGAUUGCGAGAGCCAUGCGAGAUUAGUCCCGAUCGGAGCCGUGGGUGAGCUGCUGAUCGAGGGACCAAUUGUCGGGCGUGGCUACCUCAACGAUCCAGAGCGGACGAAGCUGAUGUUUAUCGACCCGCCGGCUUGGCUACGCCAGUUCCGCGGGAGGAACAUUACCGGAAAAUUGUAUAAGUCAGGCGACCUGGUGCAGUACGCGGAGGACGGGUCGCUACGCUUUGUCGGGCGUAAAGACACGCAGGUCAAGCUUCGCGGCCAACGCAUCGAGCUGGGUGAAGUGGAGCACUAUGUGCAGCAGUACUUCCCGCAGGCGCGCAAUGUGGUGGCCGAGGUAGUCACCCCGACGGACACCGGGCGGCCGCCGCUGCUGGUGGUGUUUAUCCAGACAGAUAGGCUACAACAAGAAACCCCAGGCAAGGAAUCGUCAGGAAAUGCUACCUCUAACAACAAUACACAAGAUAUCCUGGCUGCGCCUACUAAUGCCUUCCGUGUGAAAAUUCCUACUGCCAAGGAUCACCUCUAUAAUGCCAUGCCAGCUUAUAUGGUGCCAGAGCUUUUCCUUCCAUUGAAAGCUGUGCCGCUGGCAGCUACUGGCAAAAUAGAUCGUCACCGACUGCGAGAUCGGGCUGCCCGCCUGUCUCGAGCAGAGAUCGAGGCAUACCACGGCCUUACAGUAGCCAAGCGCUCCCCUGCCACCCUGACGGAGCAGACACUGCAGCAGCUAUGGGCACAGGUAUUAAAUACCGCGCCCCAUACGAUUGGCGCGGAUGAUAAUUUCUUCCACCUUGGUGGUGACUCGAUCGCGGCGAUGAAGCUCAUCAGUCUCAUCCGCAAGGGUGGUCUGACGCUUACGGUAGCUGACGUCUACCGUUUGCCAACUCUUGCCCAACUGGCCGCAUCAAAAUCUUUUCCAACAGGUAUUUCAUGA
Penicillium manginii is the source of this 10485-nucleotide messenger RNA. RefSeq names its product acetyl-CoA synthetase-like protein. Gene Ontology annotation, biological process: amino acid activation for nonribosomal peptide biosynthetic process; secondary metabolite biosynthetic process. NCBI's taxonomy places the organism in Eukaryota, Fungi, Ascomycota, Eurotiomycetes, Eurotiales, Aspergillaceae. The coding region runs from base 1 to 10485 and encodes 3494 amino acids. The transcript has 4 exons. The record is from RefSeq and is a predicted model, not a curated record. Gene Ontology annotation, molecular function: phosphopantetheine binding; catalytic activity. Gene Ontology annotation, cellular component: cytoplasm.